CGCCAUUUGUAUGUCAGCGAUUUAAAAUGGACAAUGAUGAUAUCAAGGGCGGCAAAACUAGUGAACAAAUGCAGAACAACAAAGAGAAAGUUGAAUGGAGGGACAACAGAUCCUUGGCAGAAUGCGCAAAACAUCUUUAUGAAACGAAGGUUAUGUUAGACGUGACUUUCACGUUUAAGAAAUAUGGCGACCGGAAGCUACAAGCGCACCGGCUUAUACUGAGCAUGCGCAGUGCGAUGUUUGAGGCAAUGUUUUUCGGACCAAUGGCGAAUUCUGAAAACGAGAUUGAUAUAGAAGAUGUGGAUCCAGAUAUUUUUGAUCUGGUACUCGGGUAUAUCUACACAGAUAAAGUUGACCUGAAUGGCGAAACAGUCCUUAAGUGUUUAUAUGCGGCAGAAAAGUAUUGUUUGAGUGGAUUGGUAACAUUAUGUUCAAGUUUCCUUAAAAAGUCAAUUUCUUCAGACACGGUCUGUACAAUUUACGAACAAGCUAAAUUCUUCAAUGUUGAAGAGCUAAGGAAAGUUUGUUACACAUUUAUCAUUGAGAACUCGAAUACCGUUUUCAAGAAAGACGAUAUCAAGACGUUAUCAUAUGAAAGUCUCCUUACGGUUAUGGGAGAUGAGAAACUGCAGAGUGAAGAGUUAUUACUAUUUCAGACGGCGUUACGAUGGGCUGAUGCAAAAUGUACAUCAGAAAAUAUUGAGUCGUCUAGCGAAAACAAAAGGAAAGUUCUAAAGGACAUUCUGAGUUUAAUUCGUUUUCCAGUGAUACCACCUAACAUAUUUGCAAACGUUGUCAUUCCCACCCAGAUUCUUCCUGCAGAGGAACAAAUACGUCUGCUGCAGUUUAUGGUUACAAGGGCAACGGAGACUCCAGGCCGUGUUGGAAGAUUCAUUUCGUUGCCGCGCCGUGACAAGUGUCUGAUAGUCGACCUAGAAAACGUUGGCUCUCUAGGCACAUACACCUCAGGAGCACACAUUUUCAAAUUAAGGAGUAACUUCGAUUUACGUUUUCUCUCAUUUUCUACGUUUAAUUUCACGUCUUUGAAAAUUGACGGCAAAAAUUUGAAUUCGAAUUUGAGUGCUGAUGACUUCCAUAUUUUAGACGGAAACAUUUGUGUCAAGACGUCACACAAAAUUGUGUUUCGCGCCGGAAACGAGUAUAUACUCAAUUUUGAUUUGCCGCGUACACAUAUAAGAUAUGCUCCACAAACAACAAUAAGGAGGGUGUGUCACGUCGCUGCAUUCGGAGAACUGAAAAUAAAAUUUGAAGAACUACCAGAACGUAUUUCUAAGAUUACAUUUUGUAGAAUUUAGAUUGUAUCGACUGGAGCGAUGUCUCAUUGAAGAAAAAAAUGUAAACGUUCGAUUGUCUAUACGUUGGCAUAUAUAUAUAUUAAUAUAGUAUGUUGGUUUUGUUCAUACAAUUUUACAUUAGAGACUGUAAGAGCAAUAAAAGUGUUGCAGAUA
This is a messenger RNA of Mercenaria mercenaria, 1469 nucleotides long. RefSeq names its product BTB/POZ domain-containing protein 6-B-like. The record is from RefSeq and is a predicted model, not a curated record. The transcript has 3 exons. Bases 27 to 1316 code for a protein of 429 amino acids. NCBI's taxonomy places the organism in Eukaryota, Metazoa, Mollusca, Bivalvia, Venerida, Veneridae. Gene Ontology annotation, molecular function: protein binding.